AUGAGGAGGGAUCUAAUCCCUUGCUCGUUCAGGAUAUUUUCUGUAUUCCUUCUGUCAUGGCCAUUGCGAAUCUAUGCCGAGUGCAGGACAGCCAUGCUGAACUAUCAAGUGACCAAGCUGUUUGGCACAUGCUAUCUAAGUCCAUCGUCAGUGAACUACACAGGGCCUCUAACUCGAACGUCAACGAUGGAGACAGUAGAACUGGAGGCUGCACUAGGAAGAGAACAAUACUUUGUGGUUCCAUCUUAUUCAGAAGCGAUGUUGAUGCCUCACGCCACAGUUGUAAACAGUGGUCUCUCAUCAGUCAUCUAUCUCGCUGGGCUGCUAGUUCCAUUGGGACGCCGAUUCUUUGAUUGCCAAGGGAGUCCCUCGUCAGUGAACUACACGGGGCCUCUAACUCGAACGUCAACGAUGGAGACAGUAGAACUGGAGGCAGCACUAGGAAGAGAACAAUAUUUUGUGGUUCCAUCUUAUUCAGAAGCGAUGUUGAUGCCGCAUGCCACAGUGGUAAGUUCGAGAAAUCAUCAGGACGUUAGCACGAAGUUUCUUUUCCAAGAGCUGCUUAGAGCAAUUCACCCUACGCCAUUUUAGGC
Molecule: messenger RNA, 593 nt
Organism: Strongylus vulgaris
Lineage: Eukaryota; Metazoa; Nematoda; Chromadorea; Rhabditida; Strongylidae
Source: the annotation of a GenBank genome assembly